This is a messenger RNA of Gossypium raimondii (Peruvian cotton), 1637 nucleotides long. RefSeq names its product adenosylhomocysteinase 1. The coding region runs from base 30 to 1487 and encodes 485 amino acids. The record is from RefSeq and is a predicted model, not a curated record. Gene Ontology annotation, biological process: L-methionine cycle. Lineage: Eukaryota; Viridiplantae; Streptophyta; Magnoliopsida; Malvales; Malvaceae. Gene Ontology annotation, cellular component: cytosol. Gene Ontology annotation, molecular function: adenosylhomocysteinase activity. The transcript has 2 exons.
UGCUUUGUUCUCACUUUUUACUUCCACCAAUGGCUCUUUCAGUGGAUAAAACCUCCGGCGGCCGUGAAUACAAGGUGAAAGACAUGUCUCAAGCCGAUUUUGGCCGUCUCGAGAUCGAUUUAGCCGAGGUCGAAAUGCCUGGUCUAAUGGCAUGUAGAACUGAAUUCGGCCCUUCUCAACCUUUCAAAGGAGCCAGAAUCACCGGUUCACUUCACAUGACAAUCCAAACCGCCGUCCUCAUCGAAACCUUAACCGCAUUAGGAGCCGAAGUCCGUUGGUGUUCUUGCAACAUUUUCUCAACCCAAGACCACGCCGCCGCCGUCAUCGCUCGUGACUCCGCUUCUGUAUUCGCUUGGAAAGGCGAAACACUCCAAGAAUACUGGUGGUGUACCGAGAAAUCCCUCGAUUGGGGUGCCGGUGGUGGACCUGAUUUGAUUGUUGAUGAUGGUGGGGAUGUUACGAUGUUGAUCCAUGAAGGGGUUAAAGCUGAGGAAGCUUAUGAGAAAACCGGGAAGGUACCGGACCCGACGUCGAGCGAUAACGCUGAGUUUCAGAUCGUAUUGACGAUAAUUAAAGAUGGGUUGACAGCAAAUCCGAAGAAAUAUACGAAGAUGAAGGAGAGAUUGGUUGGUGUUUCUGAAGAAACCACGACUGGGGUUAAAAGGCUUUAUCAAAUGCAGGCUAAUGGAACCUUGUUGUUCCCUGCUAUUAAUGUCAAUGACUCUGUCACCAAGAGCAAGUUUGAUAACUUGUAUGGUUGCCGCCACUCUCUUCCUGAUGGUUUAAUGAGAGCCACCGAUGUUAUGAUUGCCGGCAAAGUCGCCGUUGUCUGUGGUUACGGUGAUGUCGGCAAGGGUUGUGCCUCAGCCUUGAAACAAGCCGGAGCUCGUGUCAUCGUGACCGAGAUUGAUCCAAUCUGUGCCCUUCAAGCUCUUAUGGAAGGACUCCAAGUCCUAACUCUUGAAGAUGUUCUUUCAACAGCUGAUAUCUUUGUCACCACAACAGGUAACAAGGACAUCAUCAUGGUUGAUCACAUGAAGAAGAUGAAAAACAACGCCAUCGUUUGCAACAUCGGUCAUUUCGAUAACGAGAUCGACAUGUUAGGCCUCGAGAAUUAUCCAGGUGUCAAACGAAUCACCAUCAAGCCUCAAACCGAUAGGUGGGUAUUCCCCGAUACCAAGACAGGUAUCAUCGUGUUAGCCGAAGGACGUCUCAUGAACUUAGGAUGUGCUACCGGUCAUCCUAGCUUCGUGAUGUCUUGUUCGUUCACGAACCAAGUGAUUGCACAGCUCGAGCUAUGGACGGAGAAAUCAACCGGAAAAUACGAGAAGAAGGUUUACGUUUUGCCGAAGCAUCUCGAUGAGAAAGUCGCUGCUCUUCACCUUGUGAAACUUGGGGCUAAGCUCACUAAGCUUACCAAGGACCAAGCUGACUACAUUAGUGUCCCAAUUGAGGGUCCUUAUAAGCCUCCUCAUUACAGGUACUGAGGAGAGAAUUUGAGGCAGAAUUCAAUAACGAAAACGGCACAUUCCGACGGUUCCAUCGUUUUUAUUAUUAUUGCAUUUUAUCAUAUGAAUUAUUGUUAGAUUGUUAGGUUUUUGAUUAAUGUAGGAGUUUUUGUUUGGGUGAUGGGAAAG